GAAUUCUCAGACUUGAUGAAAGCUUUUGGUAAUAAAUUAGCAGUUGCAAAGAUUGAAGAGUUUUUCCGUCAAGCAGAUACAAAUAGUGAUGGCAUAGUUGACAUAGAUGAACUGGCAGCCCUACUGGCUGCUCAACAAGAAGAAGAACCACUUAUAAGUAACUGCCCUGUCUGUGGUGAAGAUCUUGGAAAAUAUGAUAACAUAAAUGAUAUGAUACAUAUGACACUUUGCUUGGAUGAGGGAACUGGUAAUCAGAUUAUGACUGGUGGAUUUCUAACUGACAAACAGGCAUCUUAUGGGUGGAUGUUCAAGCUCAGUGAAUGGGCACAUUUCUCCACGUAUGAUGUUGGUUUGCACUCUGGCUCUACAGCUUCACAUAUUCUGGUUUUCGACCGGCGAACAAAGAGGAUAGUCGAAGAAGUUAUUGACAGAAAAAUUGUAUUGUCCAUGAGGGCUUUAUACCAAUCAAAAGUAGGACUCGCUCUUAUAAAUACAGGUAUGUUCGAUCAAAUAAUAUUAGCUUGUCUUAUGUUUCCAUUUUAAUUUAGAUAAUCAUAU
This is a messenger RNA of Zea mays, 558 nucleotides long. RefSeq names its product phosphatidylserine decarboxylase proenzyme 2. The coding region runs from base 16 to 543 and encodes 175 amino acids. The record is from RefSeq and is a predicted model, not a curated record. Gene Ontology annotation, biological process: phospholipid biosynthetic process. NCBI's taxonomy places the organism in Eukaryota, Viridiplantae, Streptophyta, Magnoliopsida, Poales, Poaceae. The transcript has 5 exons. Gene Ontology annotation, molecular function: phosphatidylserine decarboxylase activity; calcium ion binding.